Messenger RNA from Chelonoidis abingdonii (Abingdon island giant tortoise), 1406 nucleotides. The record is from RefSeq and is a predicted model, not a curated record. Lineage: Eukaryota; Metazoa; Chordata; Testudines; Testudinidae.
UCUACAUCACUGAGAGAGGCUGAGAAAGUGAUUGAGUGUGAAAAAUAUAUUCCUAUCCAGUCACCAAACCUGCCAUGGCCUCCGCCACAGCUCGAACCAGUGUGUCAAAGAAGCACAUCCAAUUUAUAGCUUUUCAGGUCACUCUGAUAGGAACAGUCUUCUGUGGGAAUGUGCUGAUUUGGCCUACGGAAGCCAGUCACUGGCUAAAUGUUAAGAGCAUUAUACAGGAACUGAUACGCCGAGAGCACAAUGUCACCAUCCUAGUGUCAAAUGCUUCCCUCUUUAUCACACCACAUGCUGAGACGGCCGAGAGGUUUGAGGUGUACACUGUGCCCUUUGGAAGGAACUACAUUGACUCCUUGAUCAGAGAGAUAGUGAACUUGUGGAUGUAUAACAGACCAACUGCACUGACCUUCUGGCAGUUCUACAAGGAACUGGGAAAGCUGAUCAGCAAAGCGAAUGAGAUGACUAGACAGCUGUGUGAUAGCGUGCUAGGCAGCCGGGAUUUAAUGGCCCGGCUGCAGAGGGACAAGUAUGAUGUGCUUCUCGCCGAUCCGGUGACCAUCGGCGGUGACCUAGUUGCUCUCAAACUCGGAAUUCCAUUUGUAUACUCUCUGCGUUUCACACCAGCCUCAACAGUGGAGAGGCAUUGUGGGAAGAUGCCCUCUCCGCCUUCGUAUGCACCCGCAGCCCUAUCUGAGCUCACAGACAAGUUGUCAUUCGGCGAAAGAAUGAAAAACAUAGUGUCUUACCUCCUACAAGACUAUGUGUUUCAGAGCUACUGGGGAGAAUGGGAUUCAUAUUACAGUGACAUUCUAGAUCCCACCAGACCUUCCCGUUUCAAUUUUGAGGUGAUACCUGUGCCGUUCACAAAGGAGGAUAUGGCGUCCCUGCUGGAAGACUUUCUCCACAUGUGGCUUUAUGAACUGCCCAACUUUUCAUACUGGGAGACCACUUCCAGGAUGUGUAACUUAUUUUCACGGCUGCUGUCUAUGAACAAAGUAGGUUGUGAUUCGGUGGUGUGGAAUGAGGAGCUGAUGAAGAUGCUGAGAGAGGCUGCCUUCGACAUCCUCCUUGCAGAUCCAGUAGUGCUGGGUGGGGAGCUAGUGGCAGAGAAGCUUGGCAUCCCAUUUGUCUAUACUUUGCGGGCCUCUGCGGGGAACACAAUGGAGCGGCUAUGUGGCGGGCUUCCAGCUCCUCCUUCGUACGUGCCUGCCAGCCUGGGCAGCCUGACGGACAGGAUGUCCUUCAUGGAGAGGAUGAAAAACAUGUUCUUUUAUGCUCUUCAGGAUGUUGUGUUUCACCAGGUUUUCUGGAGAGAAUGGAAUCAGUACUACAGCGAUGUUUUAGGUAAGGCUGCUCUUGUUUGCCGUGAUUGUGUCUUCACUGUGGGCUGCAUUGUGUGA